Cryptotermes secundus is the source of this 2386-nucleotide messenger RNA. Its product is annotated as putative fatty acyl-CoA reductase CG8306. The transcript is spliced from 9 exons. Lineage: Eukaryota; Metazoa; Arthropoda; Insecta; Blattodea; Kalotermitidae. The coding region runs from base 270 to 1817 and encodes 515 amino acids. Gene Ontology annotation, molecular function: alcohol-forming very long-chain fatty acyl-CoA reductase (NADP+) activity. Gene Ontology annotation, cellular component: peroxisome. Gene Ontology annotation, biological process: long-chain fatty-acyl-CoA metabolic process. The record is from RefSeq and is a predicted model, not a curated record.
GUCUAUUUAUCCAUUUAAACAUAAGAAGACAAGGAACGUUACAGACCAAUGAGAAUUAAACAGAACCAUCAGAAUAUUUUAAUCUCUAUUCUUCAUCAGUUGUUAUCAACCAUCCGGUAAAAGGGCAGUGAGCUUUGCAAAGAAUAGAGUUCUUCUGAGUCACAUUGUACACUACUUAUUAUAGUGUACAAACAGAACUGUUACGACUGUAUCGUCAUAUAUACGUAAUCAGUGAGCCCAAAUAAUCAAGUAAGACCACUGGCUCCACAAUGGAGAACAUUGACAAUAGCAGUCCUAUACAGGAAUUCUUUAGAGGGAAAAACAUUUUCGUUACUGGAGCAACUGGUUUCCUUGGUAUGACACUGAUCGAGAAGCUGCUCAGAGCAUGUCCUGAUGUUGGAACCAUUUACGUGCUAGUCCGUCCCAAGAAAGACAAAGAUGUUUCAGCAAGAUUAGAAGAACUUACUAAGAAUGCACUAUAUGAAAAGUUGAGAGAACUACGAGGUGCAGAUAUAUUCCAGAAGGUGGUUGCUGUGGCUGGAGAUGUGGGAGAGGAUAACCUGGGAUUAACUCCUGCUGAUAGAAGAAUACUGACUGAAAAUGUUAAUGUUGUAUUCCAUUCAGCUGCCACACUGGACUUUGAGGCUACCCUUAGACCAGGUGUCAGUAUCAACCUUUUAGGGACAAGAAGAGUUGUACAACUAUGCAAGGAAAUUUCCCAUCUGGAGGCUCUUGUACAUGUGUCUAGUGCAUAUGUAAACAGCAAUCGGAAGGGAGAAAUUGAGGAGAUUCUUUAUCCCGUGCCAGAAGAUGCAAGCAAAGUGAUUGACCUCACAGCCAGUCUUAGUGAUGAAGCCCUUAAUGAUCUGACACCACAGCUUCUCCAUGACCAUAUAAACACAUACACAUUCACCAAAGCUUUGGCAGAACAUGAAGUUGCUAAUGCCAUCAGUCAAGUGCCAUCAGCUAUUGUCCGACCAAGCGUGAUUACUUGUGCUUGGAAGGAACCAAUUCCAGGCUGGACUGUUUCUAAGAAUGGACCGACAGGCUUUCUAAUGGGUGCAGCAAAGGGUAUAGUGCGCCGCUUGCCUCUUGAUAAGGAUGUCAUUUACGAUUAUAUUCCCGUUGACAUAGUCAUCAAUGAACUCAUUGCUGCCGCAUGGCAUGUGGGCACAACCAGGCCACAGACUACACCUGUGUACCACUGCACUACCAGCACCACAAAUCCUUUCCAGUGGUCAAAAGUGGGGAACAGGAUCAAUGGCUUACUGCACAAAUAUCCUUUGAAGUCAGCUGUUUGGUAUCCUACACUUAAGUUGCUGCCAAGUUUGCUGCUAUUCAGAAUAUCUGCCAUUUUUCUUCAUUUCAUCCCUGCUUAUAUUCUGGACACCAUCAUUAAGGUAGCAGGUGGCAAGCCGAUCCUGGUUCGCUUGCACACAAAUGUUGGUAAUUCUCUCGGUCGGCUAGCACCAUUUAUCUUCAACGAGUGGCUAUUUCAGAAUAAUCAAACCAAAGAACUUCAGAAAAGACUCAGUGGUAAAGACAAGGAAAUGUUUAACCUUGACAUCUCACAGUUGGAUUGGGUAACAUACUUUGAUAGUAUGGCCCAGGGAGUAAGAAUAUAUCUUAACAAUGAGCACCCACGGACUCUUCAAGCAGCUAGACGCAAGAAUUAUAUACUGAUGGUGGUGAAUUUGCUGACACAAGCAUUAGUGUUUGGUCUGAUCUGGUGGUCUGGUUCACUAGCACUUGGGACCACACUGUCUAAAAGCAGCUGGAUUGUUGUCAUUUCAUAUACACUCUUUUGUUGUCUUUAGUGUUUUGGCAGACACAGACUAAUUAACUGAAAGAAGAUGAUGUCUUAAAUGUAACAGUUUCAUACAAAUAUCCCCCCCCCCAUUUAUAAAUACUGCAAUUUUUAAGCACUGUUAUGGGAAUAUUAUUGGGGCUGAUUUCAUCUAACAAGGAUUAUAGUUUCACAGGAGCAACUGUAAGAAUAGAGGACAGCAGACUAUAGAUUUGUUAGAGAAUUCAUUGCUAAGUUCUGAAUAAAUGAGUUCAUGUGAUUUGAGUAAAUGUAUUUAAUUCACAUAAUAGGAAUUACUUGUGUGUGAAUUGUACUACAGUUUGUUUUGUAAGAUGGCACUCUUCAGUUCAGGAAUUACUUGUGUGUGAAUUGUACUACAGUUUGUUUUGUAAGAUGGCACUCUUCAGUUUAGGAAUUACUUGUGUGUGAAUUGUACUACAGUUUAUGUUUUGUAAGAUGGUACUCUUCAGUUUAGGAAUUACUUGUGUGUGAAUUGUACUACAGAGUAUGUUUUGUAAGAUGGCACUCUUCAGUUUAUGUUUUGUUAUAAUAAUAAAGGUUUCACAUACUCGCAGGAUA